Messenger RNA from Amphibalanus amphitrite, 1530 nucleotides. RefSeq names its product trypsin-1-like. Gene Ontology annotation, molecular function: serine-type endopeptidase activity. Gene Ontology annotation, biological process: proteolysis. The record is from RefSeq and is a predicted model, not a curated record. The transcript has a single exon. Bases 31 to 1308 code for a protein of 425 amino acids. NCBI's taxonomy places the organism in Eukaryota, Metazoa, Arthropoda, Thecostraca, Balanomorpha, Balanidae.
CGCCCUCAGUCAUAUCAGAACGACAGCAUCAUGUUCCGUCUGGUGCUCUCCUGUCUGGUGCUGGGCGCCGCCCUCGCCAAGCCGUCGCCUGGCGAGGCCUAUGGCGAAGUCCCGGAGAUCUCUCCGCGACUGAAGUCCGAGGCUCAGCCGCUGCCGGAGCCCGACUCCAAAGAGAGGGCCUCGUACACGCUGGCUGCUGGAAGCUACUCCGUGACUUCGCCCAACUACCCGGACAACUAUCCGAAUGGCGUUUACCGGAGCUAUACACUCCAGGGACGCGACGGUCAGACUAUCUCCAUCUCUUGUGAGAGAUUCAACGUAGAGAGCCACAGCUCCUGCUCGUAUGACUUCCUCUCCGUCAACGGCCAGCGGUUCUGCGGCUUCACCGGGCCCAACGUGAGCGGCACCGUUCUGGAUGUCAUCUUCAGCACGGACGGCUCCGUCAGGAGGAGCGGCUUCUCCUGCACUAUCACUGUGCCGACAGGCAGCGGCAGCGGCAGCACGGCGGCCACCACCGCGGCCACCACCGCGGCCACCGGCAGCCCCUCCGGCGACCAGUGCUGCGGCGUCGCCAACCGCGCCUCCCGCAUCGUCGGCGGUGUGCAGACCGAGGUCAACGAGUACCCGUGGCAGGCGGGUCUGGUCAGCACGGGCGGCAGCCGCACCUGGUGCGGCGGCACCGUCAUCAACAACCGCUACGUGCUGACGGCGGCCCACUGCACCGCCGGCCAGUCGGCCAGCGGCAUCCAGGUCCUGCUGCGUGAGCACCGCAUCGGCACCUCGGACGGCGAGAUGCGCUUCAGCGUGGCGCAGAUCAUCGACCACCCGUCGUACACAUCCGCCUCCGGGUCCGGCUACGACUUCUCGCUGCUGAAGCUGUCGACCACCAUCGACUUCUCGUCGCUGUCCAACAGGGUGGCCCCGGCGUGCCUGCCGACCGGCGGCGAGUUCUCCAACGUGAACGCCAUCGUCAGCGGCUGGGGAACCACCUCUUCGGGCGGCUCUCAGGCCACCGUGCUGCGGGAGGUCACCGUGCAGACCAUGACCAACGACCAGUGCCGCCGGGCGUACGGCUCCACCAUCAACAGCAGCAUGCUGUGCGCCGGCGUCGAGGCCGGCGGCAAGGACUCCUGCCAGGGCGACAGCGGCGGCCCGCUGGUGACCGACGUCAGCGGACGCUACACGCUCAUCGGCGUAGUGUCGUGGGGCGCCGGCUGCGGCGACGUCGGCUACCCGGGCGUCUACGCGCGCGUGACCGAGGUCACCAGCUGGAUCCAGCAGAACACCGCCGACGCCAGCCUCUGCUAACGGCUUUGUGGAAAGAACGGUUGACGAUUUCGAAUUUCCUCUUGUAGGUAGGUACAUUUUUUUAGUAACAUUGCUUGAAAAUGAAAUGGUUUUCGUCUGACAACAUUCACAAACAAUACAAGUCUUGGUGUUGAUGUGCAUUGUUCGUCUGAGUGACGUCCAGACUUCGGACUUAAAAACGUUUGCCAUAAAGUCCUGCAUCAAUAGAAAUCCGUAAACUAA